Messenger RNA from Chironomus riparius, 3059 nucleotides. Lineage: Eukaryota; Metazoa; Arthropoda; Insecta; Diptera; Chironomidae. The record is from the annotation of a GenBank genome assembly.
AAAAGGAUUUGUUUUUCUUUUCAUCACCAUAAGAAAACUUUUAUCUUAUUAGAAUAAAGCUUCAUAAUUGAAUUUUAUGUUGUACUAAUUAUAAGUUUUAUAUGUGUUACCAUUAAAUUGUGUGGAAAGUCGACUAGGAAUCUAGAAUUAAUGAGAAACACAAGAGACAACAAAGGAGAAAUGUUUUUCACUCAUCCAAUAAUCUAAAGAUUUUUUUCACAUUGACAUUUUACAUGCUGAACCUAAUAGGAUUGUGGAUAUAAAGUUACAAAACUAUGACACAAAAGAAGAUAUAAAUAGAAUCAUUAAUAAUCUUUAUACGUUUAAAGCUGAUUUAUGUGUCUAAUGAAAUAUAAUCGAUAAAGUUGGAAAACAUAAAAGAGCAGCAUAACCAUUUCUCAAUCGUUAAAAAUUGCAUAAUAAAUAAUUCAUUCAGUAAAGCUCCAUUCUUAUUAUUAAUGAAAUUUAAUAAGGAAAGUUAUUCAUUUGACUAAGCACCUGCAUAGAUGAACGUUCUUCAGUAAAGUGCUAAACGUUGACGUGUGAAGGAAGGGAAAGAAACAAUAUUUUUUUAAAAAAUGGGAAAUUCUGUUUUUCGCUCAGGUGGUUUACUGCUUUCCGUAAAUCGUGAUAAUGCAAAACUUACAGAAUCGACAGCAUCUAAAAUCGAAACAAUAUUCGAUGUUCUCCGUGCUAAUCCAAAGAUAUCAAUUCAACGCUUAGAAGCAUUAUUAUUGCAAAUACCAAAGCAUGAAAACAUUUUAAAUGCGCAUGACAAUCUCGGUUACAAUUUAUUACAAAAAAGUGUUGGAUUAAAUCACAUAGAUUUAGUGAAAUGGAUUUUACCUAAACCACAUACGGACCUUAAUCGAUUUCCCUGUUCACUGCCAUUGCAUAUAGCUUGUCUUAAAGGACAUGAAGAAUGCGUUGAAUUACUGUUAAGGCAUGGUGCAAGACUCGAUACUGAAGCUCGAAUGUGUUUUCCCGGACCACAUUCACAUAAUUGCGAAGAGAUGGGAAAGUAUAAAGGAGAUCCUGAUAAUGUGAGUGUUUGUGAACGUCCAAAUACAAAGUUACAGAACUGUAUAGGCUAUGCAAUUGAUGGUGAUCAUGUUAAUGUGCUAAAUAUUUUAUCACAAAAAAUGGAAGAGCCGUGGGUUUUAUUUCGAGGUAGGAAGCCAUUAUUGCAUUUAGCAUGCGAAAAAGGAGCUUGGAGAUGUGUUCAACAUUUAGUUACAACACGUUCAGAUGAAAUAAAUUUGCUUAAAGAUGAAUACUAUCCAAUACAUCAAGCAGUGCUACAUGAUAGAAAAUUUCUUGAACUUUUAAUUCAAUACGAAGCUAUCACAACGGUUCGAACGUCAACUCAACAAAUGACUUUGUUGCAUGUGGUUAUAUUAACGGCACGUAAAAAUGCCGAGGAUACGCUUAAUACGUUAAAAAUAUUAUUAGAGCAUGGAUGUAAGGAGUUGAUAAAUGCACCCGAUUAUUUGGGUACAACUCCAUUGAAUGCAGUGAUAGUUCGAUAUGCAUUAGAAGAAGCACGAUAUGGAUAUGAUAAAUGGAGUAAAUAUGAAGUUUUGAAUUUAGUAAGAUUUUUACUGCAAAAUGGUGCACGUCAAUCAAUUAAUCAGGCAAUAGGCAACAGUGCAUUAGCAUGUGUCUUUCGUCAUAUUCGUGACUGGGAGGUAUGUUAUGAGCUUGUUAAUAUGCUUUUAAAAGAAGAACCCAAUGCUGAUCCAAAUAUGGUCGGGCGAGAUGGAAGUACUCCUUUAAUGGUGUGUCUUGUGCCAUUAAUUAAUAAAGAUCCACUACAUUCAUUUACUCAUUCUAUGAAGGUCUUCUAUCUCAACUGUAUUCGAUUGCUUUUGCAACAUGGAGCCGAGACAAAUUGCUCAUAUAGAUCUAAUUUGACACCUCUACAUAUUCUGAUUUUUAGUGUUAGUGAAAAUUUUACUGUCAGCGUAAAUUGUGAUAUUCAAAAGCGUGCAAAUUUCGAUUUUAUUAAGAAUAUUCUAAUUCUAUUACUUCAACAUGGACUGGACACGCAAAAGGCUGUUCAUCCUCAACAUAUUCUUCAAUCUAUUAUGGAUAUGGUUCAAAAUGUUCGUCGCUGUUCGGAUGUUCUAUGUAUUUAUGAAUUAUCAUUACUCAUCCUUCAAUAUGGUGGAAACAUAAACAUAACAUUAAACAAUAAAACGCCUGGAAGCAUUAUUAAUGAAGCAUUAUCAUUUGAUAGCGGGAAUCAAAUUCGGCAUCUACAAGUAGCUUCAUGUAAUGAGAACGGAAAUGAAGGGUUGCGAAACUCGUUUAGAAAUAAUGGACGGAACUUUAUCCUUUUCUACUUUAUUGUGUUAAUCAUGCGGAAGGAAUUUAUCCUAACUGAUCCUGAUAAGCAUUAUUUAAAAAUAAUUAAUCUUUUUUAUGCAACUAUGCGUCAUGAUAUUCUAUAUUCAUGUCUUAAGAGUCUCCAUAAUCUAUUCAUUGUUCAAGUACCAACAAAAUCUACCGAAUUUCUAAUCAACUAUAUUGAAAGUCUAUACAGGAAACCUCGAAGCUUAAAAGAGUUAUGUCGAGUGACCAUUUAUGAAAGUCUUAACUAUAAAUUAGCACAAAAUAUUAAUCGCUUAAAUAUGCCAAUUCCCAUUAAAGAUUACGUUCUCAAUUUUGAGUAAUGAAUUAUUGCAUUUUAAUUUAAUUAUUCAUGCAUUUAUCUGACCUUUUACCUGUUAAUAUUUUACUUAUUACUUAUUUUGUUGCUCAGACAGUAAUUUACUUCCGUCUCUUUUAGCAAUUAUUUUGACGAUAUUGUGCAAAUAAUCAAUGUUACAGAUAUAUCUGAAAACUAAAAUUGAACAAAAAAAAUGAUUGAGCAUAACAAAGAAAAUAAUCUAAAUUAUCCUUACAUUACAUACAUACAUACAUACCUACAAAAAUGAAACGAAGAAAUGCAAAAAUAAAAGUGUAUUUAUAUUGAAUUUAAAAACAUUAAUUAUUAUAAAAGAAUUCUCAAUAUUAUGAACUUAUCAAAUGAAUUUGAUGGAAUGUUACAAAAAGAU